CCUAAUGUAUUGGAAAAUUUGAGGCGCUGCCAAUCUAGAUUAAAAUAGAAACUCAGUCUGCUGAGAAUUUUCAUAAGAGCUAAAACAAAUUUGAACCGAACUCACCUCAAAGAUGUCUAGCCUGAGGAAAAUCAAAGACGAGGAUCGCGAAUCCGAAUACGGUCGCGUGUACGCUGUCUCUGGUCCGGUCGUUACGGCCGAAUGCAUGUCCGGCUCUGCUAUGUACGAGCUGGUGCGUGUGGGCUACUAUGAGCUGGUGGGCGAGAUCAUUCGUCUGGAGGGCGACAUGGCCACCAUUCAGGUGUACGAAGAAACCUCCGGCGUCACAGUCGGUGAUCCCGUGCUGCGCACUGGCAAACCCCUGUCCGUCGAGCUGGGUCCCGGCAUUAUGGGCAGCAUUUUUGACGGCAUCCAGCGCCCGCUGAGGGACAUUGGCAUCAUGACCAACUCCAUUUAUAUACCCAAGGGUGUUAACACGCCCGCCCUUUCACGCUCCGUCAUGUGGGAGUUCAAUCCCUUGCACGUGCGCGUUGGCUCUCAUAUCACAGGCGGAGAUCUCUACGGCGUAGUGCAUGAGAACACGUUGGUCAAGCAGCGUAUGCUUGUGGCGCCGCGUGCCAAGGGCACAGUUCGGUAUAUUGCGCCCGCGGGCAACUACAAUCUGGAAGACGUUGUGCUGGAGACGGAGUUCGAUGGCGAGAUUACAAAACAUACAAUGCUGCAGGUGUGGCCCGUGCGUCAGCCGCGUCCCUGCACAGAAAAGCUGCCGGCGAAUCAUCCACUCUUUACGGGCCAGCGUGUGUUAGAUUCCCUGUUUCCCUGUGUUCAGGGCGGCACCACGGCCAUUCCCGGUGCCUUUGGUUGCGGCAAGACUGUCAUCUCGCAGGCUUUGUCCAAGUACUCCAACUCGGAUGUCAUCAUCUACGUAGGCUGCGGCGAGCGUGGCAAUGAGAUGUCUGAAGUCUUGCGUGAUUUUCCGGAACUUACUUGCGAAGUCGACGGCGUCACGGAGUCCAUAAUGAAACGUACUGCAUUGGUGGCCAACACUUCCAACAUGCCCGUGGCUGCUCGAGAGGCUUCCAUCUAUACUGGCAUCACGUUGUCGGAAUAUUUCCGCGAUAUGGGCUAUAAUGUGGCCAUGAUGGCAGACUCCACAUCGCGUUGGGCGGAGGCUUUGCGUGAGAUUUCUGGUCGUCUAGCUGAGAUGCCUGCUGACUCUGGCUAUCCGGCGUAUUUGGGUGCACGUCUGGCCACCUUCUACGAACGCGCUGGCCGCGUCAAGUGCUUGGGCAAUCCCGAGCGCGAGGGCUCAGUGUCCAUUGUGGGCGCUGUCUCGCCACCUGGUGGCGAUUUCUCCGAUCCCGUUACCUCGGCCACUCUGGGCAUCGUGCAGGUGUUCUGGGGUCUGGACAAGAAGCUGGCUCAGCGUAAACAUUUCCCUUCCAUUAACUGGCUUAUCUCCUAUUCCAAGUAUACGCGCGCUCUGGACGAGUACUACGACAAGAACUUCCCCGAAUUUGUGCCACUACGUACCAAGGUUAAGGAAAUCUUGCAGGAGGAAGAGGAUCUCUCCGAAAUCGUGCAACUGGUCGGCAAGGCGUCGCUGGCCGAGACCGAUAAGGUUACCCUGGAGGUGGCCAAACUGCUGAAGGACGACUUUUUGCAGCAGAACUCCUACUCCUCAUACGAUCGAGUGUGUCCAUUCUAUAAAACGGUGGGCAUGCUAAGAAAUAUACUAGCUUUCUAUGAGACGGCGCGUCAUGCUGUUGAGUCCACCGCCCAGUCGGACAAUAAGAUUACAUGGAACACCAUCAGGGAAUCAAUGGGCGGCAUUAUGUAUCAGUUAUCUUCAAUGAAAUUUAAAGAUCCCUUGAAAGAUGGCGAGCAAAAGAUUAAGGCGGACUACGAUCAGUUGUACGAGGAUCUACAGCAGGCUUUCCGAAAUUUGGAGGACUAAACGCCCAUAACUUCAGCUUGAACAUAAACAAGGCAAACCAAUACCAAAAAGGAAAAAUACCAAAAAAAAAAAAAAAAAGAAAAAUUUACCAAACGAAAUAAGCAACCAAUGUUAGGUUAUUAUUCGAAUUCCCCCAUCAAGCUAGUCAUAUAUACAUAAUGCGUAAUAAGAUAUUUGAAAUCAAUUUAAUUUUUAAGUUAAACAGUUUAGAACGGUUGCGUCAGGUAGGACUAGAAAGCGUUUCACUCGAGGAACACGAAAGAAACAAUGAACAAUGUACACGACGAAGAUGACAAAGAUUUAGGAAAGACGAACAAUAAUUAGCCGAUAGCGCAAAAUAAAAACAAAAAAGAACGGAUGUUGUCCACUUAGAACCAGCCAUAUAAAUAACACAUACAUAUAUAUAUAAAUUAUCUAUGUUGAUAUAUGUAUACCUACAUAAUUAUAAUUCACAGCUAUUUAUUGUUAGUAAAAAAAAAAAAACAAAUUCGUAAAGUUAUCUAACUGUGUUCUCUACGUAACUGUAACUACAAACUACUAAAAAUUUACUUAAUGUUUUUUGCCAUUGCGUGUUGCAAGAAGUUUAAUAUAAUACGAAAUUAUAAUACUAUAUCUAUAUUAUA
This is a messenger RNA of Drosophila virilis, 2580 nucleotides long. Its product is annotated as V-type proton ATPase catalytic subunit A. NCBI's taxonomy places the organism in Eukaryota, Metazoa, Arthropoda, Insecta, Diptera, Drosophilidae. Gene Ontology annotation, cellular component: lysosomal membrane; proton-transporting V-type ATPase, V1 domain. Gene Ontology annotation, biological process: proton transmembrane transport; ATP metabolic process. The record is from RefSeq and is a predicted model, not a curated record. Gene Ontology annotation, molecular function: proton-transporting ATPase activity, rotational mechanism; ATP binding; ATP hydrolysis activity.